This is a messenger RNA of Osmerus eperlanus (European smelt), 2667 nucleotides long. RefSeq names its product coiled-coil serine-rich protein 2b (gene ccser2b). Bases 883 to 2667 code for a protein of 594 amino acids. NCBI's taxonomy places the organism in Eukaryota, Metazoa, Chordata, Actinopteri, Osmeriformes, Osmeridae. Gene Ontology annotation, molecular function: microtubule binding. Gene Ontology annotation, biological process: microtubule bundle formation. Gene Ontology annotation, cellular component: microtubule cytoskeleton. The record is from RefSeq and is a predicted model, not a curated record. The transcript is spliced from 5 exons.
AGUGAGCGUGUGUAUGGAUGAUUCAGCGAGACUCGAUUGAGCAACAGAAAGCACUUGACACCGACCAGGUUAGCAACAAUGAACACCUUCCCGGCUUUGCAAUAGCUAGAUACCUCCAAGAGACAGUUUUAAUAAUAGUUAGGAUAGCUAGCUAGCUCGCUGGCUAUCACGCUAUUGUAGCUGCCCAGUGACGAGAAAGGGCAAUACGGACGACUGGAAAAGCUGGAUGAUUUGGUGGACCUGACGCUGGGCCGAUUACAUUUGCUUAGAACGAGACGUUGACUGCCAGUUGGAAACUAGCUAAAAUGCUAGAUCAUUACUAUAUAUGAUCUAAUCUUCUUAUUUUCAUAAUAUGUAGUCUAGCUAAGAUAGAAUAAUUAUCAGACAAACAGUACUGUAGAAGGAGAUUUUAGAAAUCUGUUAGUCUAACUAAACAGAAUUCGGGUGAUUUCAAUCGGUUGUUUGCAAAGCCUUCUACAAUAGCUGGCUUUAAAAUUAAUUAACCUUAAACGCAACCACUAUACGCUAAUUACAUUCAACCAUUCAGUUCACUUUUGAAUUCAGGAAGUUUGCGGUAACGCAGUCGGAUGCUGCCACAUCUACUUGUAUAGACCAGGCCUAUGAUGAUGUUGAGCUUUGUGGACGUUGGAAAUAGACCUUCACAGGGGUUGGACGGCAGGAUGGUGAAACUGAUCUACCACCUGUGAGCUUCUAGAUCCCACAGCCACGUGCAGGCCAGCGUGUGGAAGGAGACAAGUAGAUUGCAGCACCUCCAGAACAGCCUCACAUGACCAGACCUGGUGCUAGACGCCAGGCUAGCCUCUGUAGCAGGAGAGGGGAUAUCAGCCCUUCCCCGCCCAUCCAUGGUGGAGCAGGUAGCAGAUGGCAGAGCCGCUCAUCAACGCCCCUGUGCCCACCAUGCCCACCAUGGUCUCCAGGCUGCCCAAGUUUGGCUCCCGGCCCGCAGGUGGCGCCACCACCACCGCCACUCCUCUAACAAACGGCUUCCACCACCACCCACUGUCCGCUACUGGGGCUACCGCCACAACCGGGGGGAAGGGUUUACAGAUACCUCCCCCCCUCCGUCAGAACGGGCUGGCUCGCACGGUCCCCUCCCAGUCUGUGAAGUGGCGGAACGGUAGAGGGGGCGGGGCCAUAGAUAAAGAGGCGGGGCAAAAUGAUGGCGACUGGGCUGAACCUCAGCAGCACCACCCUCGGCAACGGCAGCCGCUGCAGCGCUCACCGAUGGCGCCACGGGGGAUCAAGAAGCCUGCCGGGAAGACGAAGGGGUGUGGCGUUUCCUCCGCGAUGACCAGCAGCGCCAGGACUAUCCCCCAGUCUGCCAGAACCGGACCUCGGAGUGCCGGUGUGGCAGCCAGACAAGCCCAGAGUGGACCCAGUCUCUGCAAAGGCAGUAAACAGAGUCUGAACGGCAGGACAAGCGGACAGCUGAGGUCAGGUUUGCUCAAACUGGGACUGAACCCCGGUUCUAGAUUCGGUUCUGGGUCCAGGUCCGGUUCCCCCAACAGCAACCUCCCUAGUAGCAGGUCCCAGUCCAGCGAAAGCCUCAAGUCCAGCCCCUCCCUGUGUGAGGAUAGCAUGGUGCGCUCUCAGAGCCUGACCCAGGUCCGCUCCGGCCUGCCCUCUCCCACCCUCCCCCAGUCCCCUGUCACCCGCUCCUACUCCUUCUCCAGAGCCACGGAGCUGCCCCCCCAGGCCCGCUCCCCCACGAUCCGGUCCCCCCUAGCCAGGCCUGCCCCGGCCCUGGGCGGGGGAGGAAGAGGAGAAGGAAGAGGUGGUGGAGGAAACGAAAGCUUCCUCUUACAUCCCAGUAAGGCUUCACCUGCCACAGGCUUGACCAGGCCUGGAACGGGGGCGGGGUCAAGCUCCCUCAUCCCUCCCACUGCUCUAAAGAAACCCCUCCUCUCCAACCCCACCUCCACAAAGCUCUCUGGCUCUGCUCUAUCCUACAGGCUCACACGCCCAUCACUCAUGAGCAAGCCCCGCCCCUUCCUGGCGACUACAAAGGUUCCUGGUAACCAGGAAGUGGUGGAGGGGCGAAGGAACUCAUUAGAAACACCCCCAGAGACCCCUGACCCCUCCAGCUCCACUGAGAGCCCAGGGAGCACCCCGGAGGAAGAGAGGUUGUCUGAGGAGCCAGAGGCCCACGGAGAGGUGCCUCUGCUGGGGGAAACCCUGGAGGACAUGUCCCUCUCCUCCACCUCCUCUCUGGAACGCAACGACAACAGCGAGGAGUACAUGGAUGACUUUGAUAACCUUGGCAACGGGGGAGAGGGCAUCCUGCUGCUCGGCUCCCAUGACGAUGGGCUAGACCAAUCCCCUCCUGGCGAGGAGGAUGACAACGCAGGUGUGAGCAGCGCGGCAGGGCUCCACAGCUUCCUGUCUGAGAGUGUGGAUUGGGAGGGCAUGGGCCUCACUGGUUGUAAAAGAGACUUCCUCAUGCCCUCACGGCGCCUCAGCCAGGUGCUGUCAGGGGGGGCCUCCCUGGACCUGUCCCCCUCCGACAGCUCCGGGGGCACCUACAUGUGGGACGAGGAGGGUCUGGAGCCCCUGGGCAGCGCCACCUCACACCCCUGUGGGAGCUACGACUCCGACCUCAACAGCCUGGUGAGUCGGUCUGAUACACGCUCAUGCUACCUGCUUUAA